AUGGGCAGGCUCAUCAAAAACCAUUGGGCUCGAUUGAUCAUAAUGACUGCUUCAGCAUAUCAAAUAGUCAGUGCCAUAGAAGGCUUCAUCUGGCCAAAAGUCUUCUGGGACUUCAUAUCAAAAAAUCUCGACGCUGCAGUCUCACCAGUACCUGUCCUGCAGAUUCUGAACCUGAUAAUGGGUCUCAUAGGUCUAGCCUGGGAAUGGCCUUUGAAAGGAGUCUUUGCAGGCUCAUAUUUACAUCGAAGCAUUGAAAUGCGACUGGUGGUUUAUCCACUGAGUGCUUUAUUUGCCGCCUUGCUUUAUCAAGGGACAGAUCCUGCCUUAUACUAUAUGAUUGGGAUUGGGGUUUACUUCUGGGCCUACAGUGAGGGAGAGAUCGUUUGUGCUAAACCUUGGACAUUACCAAAACGGUCGGCAUUACUGAAGACAUAG
Molecule: messenger RNA, 435 nt
Organism: Penicillium taxi
Lineage: Eukaryota; Fungi; Ascomycota; Eurotiomycetes; Eurotiales; Aspergillaceae
Exons: 3
Coding region: 1-435 (144 amino acids)
Source: RefSeq, a predicted model, not a curated record